AUGCCGCGUAGAGCACAUAAGAAGUCGCGCAAUGGCUGCUUUGAAUGUAAGCGGCGCCACAUUAAAUGCGACGAGAAACAACCGAUAUGUUCCAACUGUCGGUCUUCGGAACGCUCCUGCGAAUACGCGGAUCCGUUCAUACGGGCGGCCAGUUCGCAGUCAAGCAAGUCAUCGAUCCCGUCACCUGCUGGCACGGUGACGGAUGAACUACCCCUGCGUUCGCCUGCACAUCCCUCUUCUCUUUCUGAAAGUCCCCCAGUCAACAUGCUUCACGCUGAGCUGUUCUUCAACUUGACAAAUUACACCCUUUGCGGCCUCAGCGAAGGGGAGACUGGAUGGAUUGGUACCCCGGACGUGAUGCGAAUUGUUGUCUCGACGCCCUAUCUCAUCAAUCAAGUCCUUGCACUAAGUGCUCUACACUUGAGUGUAGCGCGUCCAGGAAAUAGAGAGUGGUAUCGGCGCCAUGCAGCCCAUCUACAAACGCAUGCAUUGGAGAUUUACAAUCAAAGGAGACUCGAAUUUGACCAGGAGAGCAGUGUCCCACUAUUUCUUUUCUCCUGCAUCCUCGGCAUGCAUACUCUCUGUGACGUCUUGGUUCACCGUGAAGACACCAGUUUCGAUAGAUUUCUGGAACGAUUCGUGCAUUGCCUGAAACUCCAACUUGGUAUUCGCGUCGUGAUUUCUUCGACCACGUGGCAAUCACUACAGGAGUCAAUUCUCAAGAAACCGCUUCAAGACGGAGCAAUCUUGUUCAAUUGGGAUACGAAUCUGGGACCCGAGUGCGCAAGACUCUUGCGGCUCAUUGAAGGAGCUAAAUUGGGCGAUGCCAUUACUUCCACCUAUCGCAGUGCGGUCCAGGCGCUGCAAAAGUCCAUGAAUGCAGCCAUGAGAGGUUCGCUGAAGAAUAUAAGCGGAGUUACGGGCUGGCCUGUCAUAGUCAGCCCAGAAUAUGCCGAACAUUUGGCAAUGCAACGGCCCGAAGCUCUGGUAAUCCUGGCUCAUUACGCUGUGAUUCUACACUGGCAUCGGCACUUCUGGUUGUUUGGCGAUGGUGGCCGCUUCCUUAUUGAGUCCAUCAACAGGUAUCUGGGCCCGAGCUGGGCAGAGUGGUUAGAGUGGCCAAACCGGAGCUUGAGUGAACCUAGUCAGUUAGGUGAAAUAUCGUAA
Molecule: messenger RNA, 1167 nt
Organism: Aspergillus niger
Lineage: Eukaryota; Fungi; Ascomycota; Eurotiomycetes; Eurotiales; Aspergillaceae
Exons: 2
Coding region: 1-1167 (388 amino acids)
Biological process (GO): regulation of transcription by RNA polymerase II
Molecular function (GO): zinc ion binding; DNA-binding transcription activator activity, RNA polymerase II-specific
Source: RefSeq, a predicted model, not a curated record